AUGUUUGAAAAAACCAUUGGAUUUGGAAGCGGUGUGAGAAGGAGGAAGGAACCAACUCAACUCAUUUCUUGGCUGAUGGAGUCUCGUCCUCACAUACACAGGCACUGGCACAGUGCUUACACGUACAGCAAAGCUUGCAAGUUGUUUGGGAUUCAGCAAAAUCCCCAAAUUAUUCGUGAUCUCGUUCUGUCUUAUGAGGCCGAAGGGUGUUUAAUCAAUGUCAACAUGUUCAGGGAGGUUCUGAAACUGUGCAAAGAAGCCCAACUAGCUGACGUGGCAUUGUGGGUGUUGAGGAAGAUGGAGCAGAGUUUCAACAUCGGUGCUGACACUGUGAUGUAUAAUGUGGUUAUUAGGCUAUGUUGCAAGAAUGACGACAUUGAAACGGUUGAGAAGUUGAUCGGGGAGAUGAGUUUGAACGGUCUUUACCCUGAUCUUAUUACGUACAUGGCAAUAGUGGAGGGAUUAUGUGAUGUGGGUCGCCCAGAGCAUGCUUAUUCUUUGCUUAAGGUUAUGAGAGUACAUAGAUGUUCAACCAAUUUGGUCCUUUUAUCAGCCAUUUUAAAUGGCUUGUGUAGGUUUGGAUCUAUGGAAAUGGCAUUGGAGUUGUUGGAUGAAAUGGAGAAAGGUAGGGAUUGCCGUCCAAAUGUUGUUAGUUAUACAUCUGUGAUUCAAAGUUUCUGUAAGAGAGGUCAGUGGACGAAAGCAUUGGAUAUUCUGGAUAGAAUGAAAGCUUCGGGGUGCCAUGCAAAUCAUGUUACUGUUUUUACUUUGGUUGAUAGCCUUUGUGUUGAGGGUCGUGUAGUAGAAGCUUACAAGUUGAUUGAUAAGUUUGUGGUGGAACAUGGUGUUUCUUAUGGUGAUUGUUGCAGUUCACUUGUGAUUUCAUUGAUAAGGAUUAAAAAGCUGGACGAAGCAAUGAAGCUCUUCAUGGAAAUGCUUUCUGGUGAUGCCAGACCUGAUACUUUGGCAUCUAGCCUUUUGCUAAAGGAGCUUUGUAUGAAGGACCGGGUAUUGGAUGGAUUCUACUUGCUUGAAGCAAUUGAGAACAAGGGAUGUUUGUCUGCCAUUGACUCUGAUAUUUAUUCUAUUCUUUUAUUUGGCCUUUGUCAAAGAAGCCACCUGACCGAGGCCACAAAGCUAGCCAAGAUAAUGCUUAAAAAAUCAGUUCCGCUGCAAUCUCCAUACAAAGAGGGUGCAAUCGAUGUCCUAAUAGAAUCUGGAGAAAAAGAUCUUGUGAAUCAUUUAACUGGCAUUCGUGCGGGACUUUGA
Vigna angularis (adzuki bean) is the source of this 1269-nucleotide messenger RNA. Its product is annotated as pentatricopeptide repeat-containing protein At5g47360. The record is from RefSeq and is a predicted model, not a curated record. Gene Ontology annotation, molecular function: protein binding. The transcript has 2 exons. Bases 1 to 1269 code for a protein of 422 amino acids. NCBI's taxonomy places the organism in Eukaryota, Viridiplantae, Streptophyta, Magnoliopsida, Fabales, Fabaceae.